Molecule: messenger RNA, 2361 nt
Organism: Clupea harengus (Atlantic herring)
Lineage: Eukaryota; Metazoa; Chordata; Actinopteri; Clupeiformes; Clupeidae
Gene: abi1b
Product: abl interactor 1b
Biological process (GO): neuron migration
Cellular component (GO): lamellipodium; SCAR complex; actin-based cell projection
Molecular function (GO): signaling adaptor activity; SH3 domain binding
Source: RefSeq, a predicted model, not a curated record
UUCAACUGGCUAGAGAAGAAUCAGUAACCCAAACAAACGAAUUACGACACACCGCGCUGAUGCAAUUGUUGAAAAUGUAAUGACAGUCAGAGCGAGGCUAGGAAUCCCACAAUACCAGGCGGGGGAGCUCCCUAUUCGACUGAGGCUGAACGGGGUUCAAUGAAUUCAGAGGGAGCUAGUAGAAUAGUAAUGCGGAGGGAUGUAAGAUGGCAGAGCUACAAAUGCUGCUAGAGGAAGAAAUUCCGGCUGGUAAAAGUGCUCUUGUUGAGAGCUACCAGAACCUUUCCAGGGUUGCAGAAUAUUGUGAGAACAACUAUGUACAGGCACAGGACAAGAGGAAAGCCCUCGAGGAGACCAAAGCCUACACCACCCAGUCCCUGGCCAGUGUAGCCUACCAGAUCAAUGCCUUAGCCAACAAUGUGCUGCAGCUGCUGGACAUCCAGGCGUCGCAGCUGCGCCGCAUGGAGUCCUCCAUCAACCACAUCUCCCAGACUGUGGACAUCCACAAGGAGAAAGUGGCCCGGCGAGAGAUCGGAAUACUGACUACCAACAAGAACACGUCACGGACUCACAAGAUCAUCGCCCCCGGCAACAUGGAGAGGCCAGUGAGGUACAUCAGGAAGCCCAUAGACUACACCCUGCUGGAUGACGUCGGCCAUGGUGUUAAAUGGCUUAAAGCCAAGCAACAUGGUAACACCCAGCCAGCCAGGGCAGGAGGAGGAGGAGGAGGAGGAGGAGGAGGAACCGGAACCUUAUCAAGGACGAAUCCACCAACGCAGAAGCCUCCGAGCCCACCAAUGGCAGGACGCGGAACCCUUGGGAGGAACACCCCGUAUAAGACCCUGGAGCCGGUGAAGCCACCCACGGUCCCUAACGACUACAUGACCAGCCCCGCCCGGCUGGGCAACCAGAACAGCCCGAGCCGCACCGCCUCCGUCAACCAGAGGCCCAGGACUCACAGUGGCAGCAGUGGAGGCAGCGGUGGGCGUGAGAACAGUGGCAGCAGCGGUAUGGGUGUCCCUCUGGCUGUGCCCACACCCUCGCCCCCCACCGGCAUGGCAGCAGCGUCGGCUCUUCCCCAGGGGCCCGGCCUCGGCCCCGUGCCCAUGUCCCAGUUUGGCACCAUCUCCCGGCAGGUGUCACGCCACGCCGCCUCCUCCGCCUCCAUGGUGUCGGCCACGGGCACGUACCGCCGCGCGCCCUCCGUCUCCUCCUCCCAGUUCACCUCCGCCCCCCAGGCCCACGUCAACGGGGGGCCCACCUACACCCAGAGCUCAGGUGUGUUCCAAUCAGUGACUGCAGCUCCACCGCCACCCCCUCCCAUGGUGCAGCUCACCCCUCAGAUCCCGCUAACGGGCUUCGUGGCCCGGGUGCAGGAGAACAUAACAGACAGCCCCUCCCCACCCCCACCCCCCCUGCCUGAGGACACCAUGAUGUUUGAGGAGGCCCACCCUCCUCCCCCCCCACCGCCGGUGGACUACGAAGACGAAGAUGCAGCGAUGGUCCACUACAGCGACCCCUACGCUGACGGGGACCCCCAAUGGGCCCCCAAAACUUACCUGGAGAAGGUGGUGGCCAUUUAUGAUUACGCAAGGGAUAAGGACGACGAGCUGUCUUUCAUGGAGGGCGCCAUCAUCUACAUCAUCAAGAAGAACGAUGACGGCUGGUUCGAGGGCGUGAUCAACGGUGUCACCGGCCUGUUCCCUGGCAACUAUGUGGAGUCCAUCAUGCACUACGCAGACUGAGGGAAGGUUGUGUGUGUGUGUGUGUGUGUGUGUGUGUGUGUGUGUGUGUGUGUGUGUGUGUGUGUGUGUGUGUGUGUGUGUGUGUGUGUUAAUGCAGAGGGACACCUGCCAAUCACAAACAAACAUUACAAAGUGCAUUUGGCUAUAAAAGAAUGUUUGUUUCCUUUUCUGUAAUUCUAAUGAAAACGUGCAAACCAUGACUGAAAAUGGGUAUUUGGGGCGGGGAGGUAUUGUUAAGUUGUUAUCGAAGGUAAACAUGUAAAGAUAUGAAUAAUAAUUAGUAUAUUUCCGGUUAGGUCUUUUUGUUGUAUGUUUUGUAUAUACAGUAAUGUGAACUGCAGCUUGUAGGUGGUCAGUAGUGUGUUUGUGUGCGUGUGUGUAUGUCAAUGUCUUGACCAGUCUAUGUAACAUGUCUUUUUUUUAUUUUUAUUAUUAUUAUUAUUAUUAUUAUUAUUAUUAUUGAGUCUGUUUUUAAAACAAACUAUUAUUUUUAUUCAGGUUUUGUACAAACAUUUUCCUAUCAUUAACAUUUGUGCAGAAUGUCUUUUGAAUGUCAUUUCUUGAUAUUUCUGAGCCUUGCAAAAUGACGAAAAAACUAAAAAUGAAGAAAAACUGA